GCAAGUACUGUACUGGUUCAACAGCACGGUCAUCGGUUCCGUAACCAUGAGGUAUUCCAUCGCUGCGAAGUGGAAAUUUAUCGUCUGUGGAUUAAUUUUGGCAGCAUCCUUCAUUACCGGUUCCGGCACGAGUAGAGUUUUUGAUUCUGAAAACAUUCCCGUGAUCAAGUACGUAGCGGUAGCUGGGAAAAACAUUACCCUCGACUGUCCGGGCGUUAACGAGCGUUCGCUGGUGGAGACGCUAGUUUGGCGUACAUCCCAUACCAUCGCCGAGUACGUCAACGGCUUACCGUUGGUCAGCAAUCAGCGGCUCACACUAGUGGCUGAUAAUUUCAGCUUGCUGCUCAGCCCUGCCACCGCGUCCGAUACGGCCGAAUACAGCUGUCUGCUGAACGACCGGCACAACCCGGAAGCCAUCGUUGACUUGCUGGUACAAGAUGUACCUGACCCGCCCGGACGUCCGCUGGUCGUAAGCUUCACGUCACGUUCGGUCGAUUUAUCCUGGGCCCACUCGCAGGACCCUCGAAAUGCACCGGUUACAAAUUUCAUCAUCGAAACACGAAUUGGCGAAAAUGGUGACUGGGAACAGGAACCACCGAUACACACGAAAAGCAGCCAGGCAGCGUACCAGGUGACAGGGCUGCAACCAUUCACCGUUUAUAGCUUCCGGGUCAUCGCCGUCAACAAGCUCGGUCACAGUCAACCGUCAAAGGAAUCGUACUACUUCGUAACAUUGCGUGAAGCUCCGACGGGAAAACCGGUAACAACAAUCGCGCACAACACGUCCGCCACCUCUGUAUAUAUCUCCUGGAAGGCACCACCGCCAGAAUCGAUACUCGGCGAGUUUCUCGGCUACCGGAUAACGUACCGGCCCCGGGACUACCACACGGACGACGUCAAAGAGAUCUACAUUCGUGAUAGCGCCGUCGAGAACCACGAAAUUCAUAACCUCGAAACGUACACGCAGUAUCUGGUCUCGAUACAAGUGUUCAACCCGGAAGGAUUAGGACCGCCGACGACCGUUCUGGUUAUGACAGAUGAAGGAGAACCGAGCCCACCCCAAAACCUGACCGUGCUGGAGGUAACCUCCACCACUAUCAAACUAACUUGGCGCGAACCGGAGAAAGCAAACGGAGCCAUCCACGGAUAUCGUGUGUACUAUAUCCAUCAAAACCAAACUGAUCUGCACAUGCCAAUCCUAAAGCUGAACGAAAUGCAGAAUUCCGUCUAUCAUUACACUCUUUCGAAUUUAAAACCUUUUUCCGAGUAUCGCAUCUUGGUGACGGCAUUUACGAAAAAACACGACGGUAAACCGUCCGAGGUGACGCAGCGUACCGACGUCAGUGGUCCGAGUGCACCGAAAGUGGUCAACCUGACAUGUCACUCGCACAACGCAUUGUACUACGGUUGGCGCAUACCGCAGACGUUUUACAACACGAUCGAUCUGUACAUCAUCAGCUAUCGGAACAUUGCGUACCACGAAUUUCGUGAGAUUCGUAUCACAGUCAACGCUUCCAUCAUGGAAACUUCGCUGAUCAUUCCGAACCUUACGAGCAAUGCGGUGUACGAGGUGAAGGUACGUGCAGCAUCGGCCAGUGUGAUUAAUCCCAAGCAAAUCAUUCUCGGAUCGUACUCGGAACCGCGUAAGAUAUCUCUUCAGCCGAACUGUGAAAAGGCUCCUUUAAAAUCUCAACGACAGGCGUACGAUGAUUAUGAUUUGGCUGUACUGGCUGGGAUCGUGUUUAGUUUCACCGUUCUGCUGCUUAUCGUGCUGGCGCUAAUACUGUGGAAGAAGUGCUUCCACGCUGCAUACUACUAUCUGGACGAUCCACAGCCGUGUCAGGGCGCGCAGGCCGGUCUCAUCGACUGGGAAGGGCCGAGCGAAGUAGGUGGCGAAGUACGCUGUCCCGUUGCAGUGGCAGACUUCGCUAAACAUGUCGCUCAACUGCAUGCCGACGGUGAUAUCGGCUUCAGCAAGGAGUAUGAAGCGAUUCAGGGUGAGGCACUUAACGAUGAGUACCCGUCUGAGAAUUCGCAGCACCCGGAGAACAAGGGCAAGAAUCGUUAUUUGAAUGUAAUUGCUUACGACCACAGCCGGGUGCAUCUGCGCCAGGUGCCAGGACAGAAGAAAUAUCUUGACUACAUCAACGCUAACUUCAUCGAUGGUUACCAGAAGCCUCGCGCAUUCAUCGGUACGCAAGGCCCGCUGCCGGGCACAUUCGAUUGCUUCUGGCGCAUGGUGUGGGAGCAGCGUGUUGCGGUGAUCGUAAUGAUAACGAACCUCGUCGAGCGAGGCCGCCGGAAAUGUGAUAUGUACUGGCCGAAGGAUGGUACCGAAACGUACGGCAUCAUACAGGUGCGGCUGGUGAAGGAGGACGUAAUGGCGACCUACACCGUCCGAACGCUUCACAUCAAGCAUCUGAAAAUGAAGAAGAAAAAACAAUCGCAAAUGGAGAAAACGGUUUAUCAGUAUCACUAUACGAACUGGCCCGAUCACGGCACACCGGACCAUCCGCUGCCGGUGAUAAAUUUUGUGAAAAAGUCUACGACCGCUAACCCGCCCGAUGCAGGCCCGAUUGUGGUGCACUGUUCGGCGGGCGUUGGACGUACUGGGACGUUCAUCGUGCUGGACGCAAUGUUGAAACAGAUCGAAGCGAAAGGUUCACUGAACGUGUUUGGCUUUUUGCGAUACAUUCGUGCACAGCGAAAUUAUCUAGUGCAGACGGAGGAACAGUACAUUUUCAUACAUGACGCACUGGUGGAAGCGAUUGCAAGCGGGGAGACGAACAUUAGGAUGGAAGCGAUCGGUGGAUUAGUGAAUCAUUUGGAUUACAUCGAUGCACAGUACAAGCUUAUCGUCAGCUAUCAACCGAAAGAAAUCAAUUUGACCUCCUCGUUGAAGCCGGUAAAUGUAAUCAAGAAUCGCAGCUCUUUGGUUCCGCUCGAAGGUAGCCGUGUGCAUCUGACACCAAAACCAGGUGUUGAGGGAAGCGACUACAUUAACGCCACCUGGUUGCACGGAUUUCGCCGGCUGCGUGACUUUAUUGUUACCCAACAUCCGUUGAUUGAGACGUUUAAGGAUUUUUGGCAAAUGGUAUGGGAUCAUAAUGCUCAAACAGUGGUGCUGCUGUCCUCGGUGGAUAAUAUGUCUUUCUUGCAAUUUUGGCCUAACGAAUCGGAACCGAUCGAAAGUGAUUACUAUCGCAUUCGGAUGGUAUCAGAAACGUCGGAAGAUAAUUACAUCGUGCGGAACUUUGUCAUACAAUCGAUACAGGACGAUUACGAGCUGAGCGUGAAGAUGCUGGAAAAUCCGGCCUGGCCCGAUAUGAACAAUACACGUUCGAUAUUCGACUUUGCCGUGCGCGUUCACGAACGCUGCAGCGAGUACAGGAACGGACCGAUCGUGGUUGUGGACAGAUACGGUGGGUUCCAGGCAUGCCAGUUUUGCGCCAUAAGCUCGUUAGCCAUGCAGCUCGAGUACGAUCAGACAGCGAACAUUUACACCUACGCCAAACUGUACCACAACAAGCGGCCCGGCAUCUGGACCUCGUACGACGACAUCCGGCAGAUUUAUCGGAUACUUUCCUACAUGCCUAAGGAGCUCGGUCUGCUCAAAUGUACUGAGUUGCGCACCGAGUUCGACGAUGCCGCGAUGAUGACUGCAACACCGGACCUGUACAGCAAGAUCUGUAGCAACGGUAGCAUUAACAAUCAGCUUACGGGCGGCACGCCGGACGGUGGUGUUGGGAAUGGUACCGCGACCACCACUACAACGACAACAUCGAUUAAUCCUCCACCAGGUAUGACGAUGCCGGGUGUCGUUGCAGGCACACCGAACUCCGUUUGUCCACCGAUGGUAACGUUAGGUACGGGUGGAACGACACCUCCACCACAAACAAUACAGAACGGCGGUACGGUGAUCGUAAAGAUGAAUGGAGACGACAAUGACGAACUGUCGGUUGUGGUAGCUACCGGCAACCAUCACCUUAAUCUGGACCACAAUCAGGCGUAA
Anopheles maculipalpis is the source of this 4012-nucleotide messenger RNA. RefSeq names its product tyrosine-protein phosphatase 99A (gene Ptp99A). The coding region runs from base 47 to 4012 and encodes 1321 amino acids. Gene Ontology annotation, biological process: protein dephosphorylation. Gene Ontology annotation, molecular function: protein binding; protein tyrosine phosphatase activity. Lineage: Eukaryota; Metazoa; Arthropoda; Insecta; Diptera; Culicidae. The record is from RefSeq and is a predicted model, not a curated record. The transcript has 16 exons.